AUGAAGAAAACGGGUCAGAUCAAGCCUCGAUGGAGUCCUGAAGAGGACGAGCUAUUGCAGAAGUUAGUAGAGAAACAUGGAGCAGGGAACUGGUCGCUUAUCAGCCAAUUGAUUCUGAGUCUAUCUGCAAAAUCAUGUCGAACCGAUAAGGCAAUAAAAAAUCAUUGGAAUUCCACUCUUAAACGGAAUCGCCCUUCUAUGCCAGAAGAUUUGACAUUCAAAAAUCCUCAACCUCCGUUCAAAAGAUUGUUCAGUAUCGGGGCGGAUACAAAUUUAGAUAGUUCAUAUGAAUCUGAUAUUAGCAAUUUGGGUUUUUCUAGGUUCGCCCAAUCGUGUCUUUAUUCGCCCGUUGUCCCACUAGGUCGAGUUUUGCCUCUUUCAACAUUUUCACUAGUAAUGCCCGAUCCAUCAACAUCUUUGAGUCCAUAUGGAUCUGAUUUGAAUAAUUUGGGUUUUUCUAGGCAUCCUCAGCCUUGUCUUUAUCCACCCAUUGCCCCAUCAGGUCGAAUUUUGCCACUUUCAACAAUUUCACCAGUAAUGCCCGAUCCAUUAACAUCUCUAAUGCCUGAUCCAUCAACAACCCUAAGUCCAUAUGGAUUUGAUUUGAACAAUUUGGGUUCUUCUAGGUUCUCUAAGUUAUGCCUUUAUCUGCCCAGUGCCCCACCAGGUCGAAUUUUGCCUCUUUCAACAUUUUCACCAGUAAUGCCUAAUUCAUCAACAUCUCUGAGUCUCUCUUUAUCCAGAUUCAGAUCUAGCGAGAAUUUUAAUAGGGUGAACUGA
Molecule: messenger RNA, 780 nt
Organism: Solanum dulcamara
Lineage: Eukaryota; Viridiplantae; Streptophyta; Magnoliopsida; Solanales; Solanaceae
Product: transcription factor MYB44-like
Exons: 2
Coding region: 1-780 (259 amino acids)
Biological process (GO): regulation of DNA-templated transcription
Cellular component (GO): nucleus
Molecular function (GO): RNA polymerase II cis-regulatory region sequence-specific DNA binding; DNA-binding transcription factor activity, RNA polymerase II-specific
Source: RefSeq, a predicted model, not a curated record